This is a messenger RNA of Diabrotica balteata, 2021 nucleotides long. Lineage: Eukaryota; Metazoa; Arthropoda; Insecta; Coleoptera; Chrysomelidae. The record is from the annotation of a GenBank genome assembly.
AGUUUUCUUUAACUAUAAAAACUCAGUUGCUUUACAUAACCAAGGAGAUUCUGUUCUUUUUUAGCCCCUCAGUUAAAAUGGCAUCUAUCAAGUCUUUGAAUUUAAUAGGAAAUUUAAACAAGGUAAUCACCAGAAGAUCAUUUUCAACAACAAAUGCUGUAGCCUCCAAGCCAAUGACUGUCAGAGAUGCUCUUAACUCAGCCAUGGACGAAGAAAUGGAAAGAGAUGAGAGGGUGUUUAUUCUAGGUGAAGAGGUAGCUCAAUAUGAUGGAGCUUACAAAGUAACCAGAGGUCUUUGGAAAAAAUAUGGAGACAAAAGAGUCAUUGACACACCAAUUACUGAAAUGGGAUUUGCUGGUAUUGCAACUGGUGCUGCGAUGGCUGGUUUGAGGCCCAUUUGCGAAUUCAUGACUUUUAACUUUGCUAUGCAAGCAAUUGAUCAAAUAAUUAAUUCUGCUGGCAAAACCUUCUACAUGUCAGCUGGACGUGUAAAUGUACCAAUGGUGUUCAGAGGACCUAAUGGAGCAGCUUCCGGUGUAGCUGCCCAACAUUCACAAUGUUUUGGAGCUUGGUACGCCCAUUGUCCGGGAUUGAAGGUUAUUUCUCCAUACAAUUCUGAAGAUUGUAAAGGACUAUUAAAAGCAGCCAUUAGAGAUCCAGAUCCAGUAGUGUUCCUAGAAAACGAAUUAUUAUAUGGUGUUCAAUAUCCGAUGUCAGACGAAGCCUUAAGCAAAGAUUUUGUACUACCUAUAGGAAAAGCUAAAAUUGAAAAACCAGGAAAACAUAUAACAUUUGUAGCUCACUCGAAAGCCGUAGAAUUGUGUCUCGACGCUGCUAAAGAAUUAGCUGGUAAGGGCAUCGAAGCCGAAGUUAUUAAUCUCAGAAGUCUUAGACCAUUAGACACAGAUACAGUGGCGAAAUCAGUUGCUAAAACCCACCACCUUAUAUCAGUUGAGUUAGGUUGGCCAACAUGUGGUAUCGGUGCUGAAGUGCUCGCAAGAAUAAUGGAAACCGAAACAUUCUUCCAACUAGAUCAACCUGCCAUCAGGAUCACAGGAGCCGAUGUUCCUAUGCCAUACGCAAAAUCCUUAGAAGCCGCCGCUCUUCCAACGCCCAAAGAUGUAGUCGACGCAACGAAAAAACUAUUGAAAGUCAAGUAGAUCUCGUAGAAUUAUCCAGUAACAAAAUCAUCAUAAUACAUUCGAUCAACAAGAUGAAACUGCAAGGAAGAAAGUUCAAAGUAGAAUUCUGAAGGCAUUAGGUUCAAAUGAAACUUUUUUGAUGUAAAAUAUGUCAAAAGUACAAUUCUGUAGGAUAGAUUUUUAGUUUUUUAAGUUUUAAAUGGGCCUUUGGGUUCGCUUAUAAUACGAAUACUAAAAUGAAUUUCAAGAUCCAAUUUUUUGGAAUUUGGUUAUAUAAUUAAUAUGCCGUAAACAUUCUUCAGAAUUGGUAUGUAAUGGCGUAUUCUACAUCAGUUAAUAUUGUAACAUAACCUCAAUUUUUCUCAGGUAAAACUUGCAAUAGUCAAUCUUUAAAAUACUCAAAAACGUAAUUUUGCUUACGUCGAGAAUAGGUUAUCUCUGCAACAAGAGGUUGUGUUGAAAAGUAUUACGCAUGAAGUUAUUAGGUCAAAAUCUGUGAUAUACGAGGCACUAGAAAUUGCGUCUUAAUUUGUGUUUGGUAACUCGUUAUCACUUUUUAUAUAUUUUAUGAAUUAAUUUCCUAUAUUUUGUAUCUUUAUUUUAGUAGAUAUUAGUUUUCCUUUGGGACGCAAUUUAAAAAAUAGUUUUUAAUUCUAAUCACUUUCUAGUUACCUUGUAUAUCUCGUGUUGUAAUGAAAUUGUGAUUGCCUAAUUGAAAAUAGCAUUUUAUUUACAAAUACUUAUUGCACAAAUUACUCAAUUUUUCAAUUUUUGUCUUUUAAUGUUUUGUUUUGUUGCGUACCUUUAUUUAUCCAAUCAAUUUUACUUGAUUAAUUCCUCGCAUGUAAAUUAUCGAAAAUAAAUUAUUAUUUGUUAUAU